Molecule: messenger RNA, 3151 nt
Organism: Hemicordylus capensis (graceful crag lizard)
Lineage: Eukaryota; Metazoa; Chordata; Lepidosauria; Squamata; Cordylidae
Gene: GPM6B
Product: glycoprotein M6B
Exons: 8
Coding region: 398-1372 (324 amino acids)
Biological process (GO): axon development; central nervous system myelination
Cellular component (GO): myelin sheath; plasma membrane
Molecular function (GO): structural constituent of myelin sheath
Source: RefSeq, a predicted model, not a curated record
AAGCAUUGAUUAACAUUCAUAGGGAGAAAAGGAAAGUGGAGAGCAUGCGAAAAGAAAGGGAGACUAGCUGAUUCCAGUUCCCAUUGCAAAUACAUCGAGAGCAGGGAGACAAUCAAGCACAGAAUCGCUAUUUUAUAACUGGGGUCUCUGACGUAUGGCUGACUGUUUCCUGGCAGAGAUCUUUAUGGACCAGUAGGCAGAUCGAAACUGAAGCUGACAAGAUUUUGUGCAUUUUGGAAAGGAGUGUAACCUACUGUAGUGAAGAACAGAGCCACUCAAUCACUGCAGUGGUAAAUAAGAGACAGAAGGAAAGGAAGAAAGAAGGAAGAGAGAGAGAGAGAGUCUUUGCUGGGGGCAGGGAGCAAAAGCAUUUUUGGUGGAUGGUAUAAAGCCAGCCAUGGAAACUGCAGCAGAGGAAAAUACAGAACAAAGCCAAGACAAAAAAGUGAUCACCAGACCAGAAAUGGAAAUUGGCAGGUACCAAUGGAUGUACAGGAGUUCAAGGCUACACCAGUACCAUCAUGUGCCAGCAUUGAGAGGCAAAGUUAGUCCUUUGGGGAUUCCAGGUUGCUUUGAAUGUUGCAUUAAGUGCCUGGGAGGAGUUCCAUAUGCUUCCCUUGUGGCAACGAUUCUCUGCUUCUCUGGGGUCGCCUUGUUCUGCGGCUGCGGUCAUGUGGCUCUUGCUGGGACUAUUUCUAUCCUCGAGCAGCAUUUUUCGACAAACGCCACUGACCAUGCCAUGUUAACUGAAGUAAUAAAGCUAAUGCAGUAUGUGAUCUAUGGCAUUGCAUCAUUUUUUUUCUUGUAUGGGAUUAUUCUGUUGGCGGAGGGCUUUUAUACAACAAGUGCCGUGAAGGAGCUGCAUGGUGAAUUCAAGACAACCAUCUGUGGCCGUUGCAUCAGUGGAAUGUUUGUUUUCCUCACCUAUGUGCUGGGGGUGGCUUGGCUUGGAGUCUUUGGCUUCUCUGCUGUGCCCGUCUUUAUGUUCUAUAACAUGUGGUCAACUUGUGAAGCCAUCAGAUCACUCCCAGCAAAUAUGACAGUUUCAGCAGACCAGAUCUGUGUGGAUAUCAGGCAAUACGGAAUAAUCUCUUGGAAUGCUGUACCUGGCCGGGCAUGUGGGUCAGUCUUAGCGAGUAUGUGCAGAACAUCUGAGUUUGACUUGUCUUACCACCUGUUCAUUGUGGCCUGUGCAGGAGCUGGUGCCACAGUCAUAGCACUGAUCCACUUCCUCAUGAUACUGUCCUCUAACUGGGCCUACUUAAAGGAUGCAAGCAAAAUGCAGGCUUACCAGGAUAUCAAAGCAAAAGAAGAACAGGAGCUUCAGGAUAUCCAGUCUCGGUCCAAAGAGCAACUCAAUUCUUACACAUAAAUGUUUGCCAGAGUCCUUUUUCAGAAGAAUCUUGUAGCUCUGACAAAUCAACAAGCAGCUCUCUGCAGAACAGAUGUAUGUCCAAGCAAAUACAGAAGUGUAACAACUUCACAUUUGUGCUCCUGGGCCAUGUUCAUAGGGAAACUUUGCAGUGGAUCUCCUUUAUUCUUUUAGUGCCGAGUUUGGAGCUGGGGGUGGGUGGGGGUGUUAUCCUCAUUCUAGGCCACUUUAGAAAACCACAAGUUACCAAGUCAGGCAUCUUUAUGGCAUACGCUUGGUAAUCACAAAAAUACUGUUGGAACAAAGUCCUUCCUGUACACACAGGAUGCUGCAGGUGGUAUCCAGCCCUGCAAUGACUCGAAGAUUUUAAAAGGCUGUAUAUAAUUACACCAGUGUAAGUAACUAAGAUUCUAGUACUUAACUAGAUAGUUUACUUUAUUCCUUUUAUUCUGAAUGCUGGGAGCUGUGCUUAUUUGAUACAAUUUCAGGAAGUUGGUGAUCGGCUUAUUCAGUCUCUCCCACUCUCUCUCAAAAUUAAAACUGGAUUUUGUGGACUAAAUGCCAGAGGUUUUAUUUUCUGAGCCACUCCCUUUUGAAGGAUGCUAUAAUGAGCCACUAUUAUUCUACUGCACUUAUCGGAGUAAACUGGGUAGUGAUGCCCCAAGUCUGUUUUUAUUUUUGUUUUUAAACUGUUUGAUGGAAUGUAGACAGACCCUCAGAUCAGGAUAAUAAUCCCCUUCUCUGAAAAUAAAUGUCAGCUUUGCCUUAAUGUUUAUUUUCUAUAAAUGUCUUAAGCAUUUAUAUAGCAGCGGGAGAUCAUUAUCCUGUCUGUAUUUUAUCAAAGUGGAAAGUGUUACCUUGUUUAAAAUACAUUGAUUUAACUGUUUCAAGUGAGCAGAUGAGAGAACUUACAGAAUUUUAAAAAACCCAUAGCCAUACAGAGCGCAGGUCAACCACUCGUCUCAAUAUUGGUGCUCAACACAUUUAUAGACAGUAUUUGUUUUCUCUUAUAAUAAGAAACUUGGUGUUCAGUAAAAUAUUGGGUGCCAUUUUAAAAUUGUUUCCCACAGAAUUCUGCCUUCUAACAUUUUCAGAAACAUUCAGUGCUAGCUUGAGUACUAGUGAUGGUAUAUUUGGUGUGCUAUUUUUUUAAAGACAAAUAUAAAUGUUGGAGAAAAUUGAAGUACAUCAGUGAGUUUUAAAUCAGUAAAAAGUCAAGUCAUACAUCCAUGUUAAUGUGUGGUUUGAUUAGUUUUGAAUGUUUGCUGAAUAUUAAAAUGCUCCUUUAGACCAUGCAGAAGUGUAUAAAAAUAAAAGGAAGCACAUGUUUCUUUAUAAAGGUUAAAGGAAAAAUGUUGAAAAAACUUCAGGUAUUACCUUGCAUUUGAUUUUUUUUUUUGGUUACAUGCCUAAUCUUUGUUUUAAAGAGGCAAAAUCUAUAUAGAGCAGAUGAAAAAAUAGCUUAGUGUUUGUUUUACCUGUUGCAUGAAGGAAACAAAUUUCUACGGCAAUGCAGGUGAUGUUCUUUCUAGUCCCGUGUUUGCAUAAAGGUAACAGACAGUGUCUUAAAGCCUAAUUCUUUUCUAAUUCUAUGUAGCUAUUACUGGGAGUUUUUUGAAGUUUUGUUUAAGUAGUCUAAUAUUUUUUAUGUAAAGAGCAUUAAAUUUUGCUAUGUAUAAAUUUUUGUAACCUAACCGUGAAUCAAUAUUUUCUAUCAGUGCCAAGGGCUUCCUUGUAGUUAUAUCCAAGUGUUACAAUAAAUAUUUGUAGAUAAUAGAA